AUGGCAAGCCUUCAAGAAGUCGACGCCAUCCUAGCAGGCAAAUACCCCGCCAAAGCUCACGCCCGCCGCGUCGCCGAGCACAUCCUCUCCAAGAAGUCCGCCACUUCAUCGACAACCAAAGGCAUCAUCUACCUAGAAGGCCGCGCCGACGCCCUCCUAGAAGACACCGACGAGCCCGUCCCCUUCCGCCAGCGUCGCGCCUUCAUGUACCUGAGCGGCGUCGACGACGUUGCUGACUGCGCGCUGAUAUACGACCUCGACGCCGACAAGCUGACGCUCUUCAUCCCGCCCAUCGAUGCCGCAUCCGUCAUCUGGGCCGGUCUGCCGCUGAGCGAGGCCGACGCGCAGACGAAAUAUGAUGUGGAUGAGGUGCUAAGGACGACGGAGCUGAACGCCACGCUUGCGAAGCUGGGCGCGGAGAAGGGCGAGCAGGGCAUGAUUUAUGCGAUUGCGGACCGGGUCGCGGAUAAGAUUUCUUUUCUGGAGUUUGGGGGGAAGGAUUUCAAGGUUUUGGGGGAGGUGGUGGAGGAGUGUCGGGUGGUCAAGGACGAUUACGAGAUUGCGCUCAUUAGGAAGGCGAAUAUUGUGAGUGGGGUGGCCCAUAGAAAAGUGUUGGAGAGCGUACGCAAGGUGGCGAACGAAUAUGAGCUCGAGGGUGUGUUCGUGGGUGAGUGCAUGAGGGGGGGGGCCAAGCAUCAGGCGUACCCGUGUAUAGUGGCCAGUGGUAGGGCUGCGGCGACGUUGCAUUAUGUGCAUAACAAUAAGGAGGUCGAGGGGAAGGAGUUGUUGUUGUUGGACGCUGGGGCGGAGUGGAAGUUGUACGCUUCGGAUAUCACAAGAACCUUCCCCAUCUCGGGCAAGUUUACCAAGCGCUCCCGCGCCAUCUACGACAUCGUCCUCAAGAUGCAAGAAGAUUGCACGGCCGCGCUCAAGGAGGGCGUCCUCUGGGACGACGUCCAUCUGCUCGCACACAAGAUCGCCAUUGACGGACUCCUGGCGCUCGGCGUGCUGAAGGGCGACAAGGAGGAGAUCCUGAAGGCACGGACGAGCACGGCGUUCUUACCGCAUGGUUUGGGGCAUUAUCUUGGCAUGGAUACUCACGAUACCGGCGGUCAUCCCAAUUAUGAGGAUUCGGAUCCGCUGUUUAGGUUUUUGAGAGUCAGGGGACGGUUGCCGGCGGGGAGUAUAAUUACGGUCGAACCUGGUAUCUACUUCUGCGAAUUCAUCAUCCGCCCCUACCUCAAGAACCCGAAGCAUGCGCACUUCAUCGACGAGAAGGUGUUGGAUGAGUACUGGGAUGUCGGUGGUGUACGAAUUGAGGACAAUAUCCUCAUCACGAAAGAUGGCACCGUGAAUUUGACGGAUGCGGUCAAGGAUCCUGAGGAGUUGGAGAAAAUCAUUUCUGGCUCUGGCUGA
Messenger RNA from Pseudomassariella vexata, 1416 nucleotides. Its product is annotated as prolidase. Lineage: Eukaryota; Fungi; Ascomycota; Sordariomycetes; Amphisphaeriales; Pseudomassariaceae. The transcript is spliced from 4 exons. Gene Ontology annotation, molecular function: manganese ion binding; metalloaminopeptidase activity. The record is from RefSeq and is a predicted model, not a curated record. Bases 1 to 1416 code for a protein of 471 amino acids.